GGUGAGGGCUGUGACUGCAAGUUCCUCCUGGCACUUCGCCUUUAUCCCGCAUCCCUCGCCAACAUCUCUCCUCCCCCUGCCUCCAGCUCGUCCCAAGCCCGCCUGUCCCCAGCGUGGAGGCGGGACCGGGUAAGAGUGGCAGAGGCUGGAGUUUGGAGUUUGACCUGCUCGGAGGCCCUCUCAGCAGUGGGCAUAUAGGACGGAGAGUCACCGCUGUCCUCUGAAGCGCGUGGCUGCAGAGGGAGAGGAGUCCCCUUCUCACGGCCAUCUCUGCCUCCUCCUGCCUCAGAAGCCACCAGCAGCCCCCGGGGCAGGUGAGCCCUGUGUCUAGAAUAAGGAUCGAGAGGGCUCGUUCAGGACCAUGGAGAGCAGUCCCAGCAGCCCUCGGCCUCCCCAGUCGGAUCCCCUGGAGGCGUUUCCCCAGAAGAGCCUGGAGCCAGGUGACAUUGCAGUGCUGGUUCUGUACUUCAUCUUUGUCCUGGCUGUGGGACUAUGGUCCACAUUGAAGACCAAAAGAGACACAGUAAAAGGCUAUUUCCUGGCUGGAGGGGACAUGUUGUGGUGGCCAGUGGGUGCAUCCUUGUUUGCCAGCAAUGUUGGAAGUGGACACUUUGUUGGCCUGGCAGGGUCAGGUGCUGCCACGGGCAUUUCUGUAGCUGCUUAUGAGCUUCAUGGCUUGUUCUCUGUGCUGAUGUUGGCCUGGAUCUUCCUCCCCAUCUACGUCGCUGGUCAGGUGGACAUGUACGCAGGCGCCAUCUUUAUUCAGCAGUCUUUGCACCUGGAUCUGUACCUGGCCAUCGUUGGGCUGUUGGCCAUCACGGCUGUCUACACUGUAGCAGGUGGCCUGGCUGCUGUGAUCUACACAGACGCUCUGCAGACUCUGAUCAUGCUGAUAGGAGCGGUCACCUUGAUGGGCUACAGUUUUGCUGCAGUUGGUGGGAUGGAAGGCCUGAAGGAGAAGUAUUUCUUGGCCCUGGCUAGCAACCGGAGUGAGAACAGUAGCUGUGGGCUGCCCCGAGAAGACUCCUUCCAUAUUUUCCGAGAUCCACUGACGUCUGAUCUCCCGUGGCCGGGGGUCCUGUUUGGAAUGUCCAUUCCAUCCCUCUGGUACUGGUGCACGGAUCAGGUGAUCGUUCAGCGGAGUCUGGCUGCCAAGAACCUGUCCCAUGCUAAAGGUGGCUCUCUGAUGGCCGCAUACCUGAAGGUGCUGCCCCUUUUCAUAAUGGUGCUCCCUGGUAUGGUCAGCCGCAUCCUCUUCCCAGAUGAAGUGGCAUGCGCAGAUCCAGAAAUCUGCAAGAAGGUCUGUAGCAACCCCUCUGGCUGUUCUGACAUCGCGUAUCCCAAACUCGUGCUGGAACUCCUGCCCACAGGGCUCCGUGGGCUCAUGAUGGCUGUGAUGAUGGCGGCUCUCAUGUCCUCCCUCACCUCCAUCUUUAACAGUGCCAGCACCAUCUUCACCAUGGACCUCUGGAAUCACCUCCGGCCUCGGGCAUCUGAGAAGGAGCUCAUGAUUGUGGGCAGGGUGUUUGUGGUUCUGCUGGUGCUGGUUUCCAUCCUCUGGAUCCCUGUGGUCCAGGCCAGCCAGGGCGGCCAGCUCUUCGUUUACAUCCAGUCCGUCAGCUCCUACCUGCAGCCGCCCGUGGCGGUGGUGUUCAUCAUGGGAUGCUUCUGGAAGCGGGCGAACGAAAAGGGUGCCUUCUCGGGCCUGAUCUUGGGCCUGUUACUAGGCUUGAUUAGGCUGGUCCUGGACUUUAUUUACGUGCAGCCUCUGUGUAACCAGCCAGAUGAGCGCCCUGCUGUGGUGAAGAGUGUCCAUUACCUCUACUUCUCCAUGAUUCUGUCCACAGCCACCCUGAUCACUGUGUCCACUGUGAGCUGGUUCACAGAGCCCCCUUCCAAGGAGAUGGUCAGCCGCCUGACCUGGUUCACUCGUCACAACCCCAUGGUCCAGAAGGAACAGGUGCCACCAGCAAUUCCCCUGCCUCUCACCCUCUCUCAGAACGGGACGCCAGAGGCCAGUAACACCACCAUCCAGUUUGACAUCGUUCAAGAAAACAUGUCCAAAACCCACAGCUGUGAUGUGACCCCAAAGCGGUCCAAAGUGCUGAAGGCCAUCUUGUGGCUCUGCGGAAUGGAGAGCAAUGCCAAGGAGGAGUCCCCGAGCAAAGUGGAAGCCGCCAUAGUGUCCUUGGAAGAAAAGCCCUUGGUGAAGACCCUCCUGGACAUCAACCUCAUCGUCUGUGUCAGCUGCGCCAUCUUCCUCUGGGGCUACUUUGCUUAAUGUGGGGUGAACCCAGCGGUCCAAGCUCUCCGUUUAUCUUCAGUGCCCCAUUUUUUUAUGAAAGGAAAAAUAAUAAAGCUUUUGUUUGUUUACCACGAGG
Molecule: messenger RNA, 2381 nt
Organism: Propithecus coquereli (Coquerel's sifaka)
Lineage: Eukaryota; Metazoa; Chordata; Mammalia; Primates; Indriidae
Gene: SLC5A11
Product: solute carrier family 5 (sodium/inositol cotransporter), member 11
Exons: 16
Coding region: 362-2281 (639 amino acids)
Biological process (GO): transmembrane transport
Cellular component (GO): plasma membrane
Molecular function (GO): D-glucose:sodium symporter activity
Source: RefSeq, a predicted model, not a curated record